This is a messenger RNA of Hemibagrus wyckioides, 2757 nucleotides long. It is a transcript of the gene elp3, whose product is annotated as elongator acetyltransferase complex subunit 3. The transcript has 15 exons. NCBI's taxonomy places the organism in Eukaryota, Metazoa, Chordata, Actinopteri, Siluriformes, Bagridae. Gene Ontology annotation, molecular function: iron-sulfur cluster binding; acyltransferase activity, transferring groups other than amino-acyl groups. The record is from RefSeq and is a predicted model, not a curated record. Gene Ontology annotation, cellular component: elongator holoenzyme complex; nucleus; cytoplasm. Bases 170 to 1816 code for a protein of 548 amino acids. Gene Ontology annotation, biological process: tRNA wobble base 5-methoxycarbonylmethyl-2-thiouridinylation.
GACACCUCACGGUGCUUAGCGGCAUUAAGCAUGUUGCCGCUGCAUGCUAGCUCUGUUUACGUAGACACAUGUGUGGGUAGUUAGUGUUUUUAGUGAGUUAAUAAACAAAUAAAUAAAUAAUAAUUAAAACAUUUGAGCGAGCUUUACCUUCAUGUGAGUUGUAGUCAAGAUGGGGAAGCCGAAGAAGAAAAGUGACCUCAGCCGAGCUGAACUGAUGAUGAUGACGAUUGCAGACGUCAUCAAACAAUUGGUUGAGGCUCACGAGCAGGGGAAAGAUAUCAACCUUAACAAGUUGAAGACGAAGACCUCGGCGAAGUACGGUCUCUCAGCACAGCCUCGUCUGGUAGACAUCAUCGCCGCGGUGCCGCCUCAGUACCGCCGAGCCCUCGUCCCUAAACUCAAAGCCAAACCCAUUCGCACAGCCAGCGGGAUUGCUGUCGUGGCGGUGAUGUGUAAACCCCAUCGCUGUCCUCACAUCAGCUUCACGGGGAACAUUUGUGUAUACUGUCCAGGCGGUCCUGACUCUGAUUUCGAAUACUCCACGCAGUCUUACACAGGCUAUGAGCCGACGUCCAUGAGGGCCAUCCGAGCUCGCUACGAUCCCUAUUUACAGACCAGACACAGGGUGGAGCAGCUGAAGCAGCUGGGCCACAGCGUGGAUAAGGUGGAGUUUAUUGUGAUGGGCGGCACAUUCAUGGCUCUGCCUGAGGACUACAGAGAUUACUUCAUCCGCAACCUGCAUGAUGCGCUGUCAGGACACACUUCCAACAACGUAGCCGAGGCCGUCAGGUACUCAGAGCGCAGUAACACCAAGUGUGUGGGGAUCACCAUCGAGACACGGCCGGACUACUGCCUGAAGCGGCACCUGAGCGACAUGCUGGCGUACGGCUGCACCCGGCUGGAGAUCGGCGUCCAGAGCGUGUACGAAGACGUGGCUCGCGACACCAACAGAGGACACACAGUGCGCGCGGUCUGCGAGUCUUUUCAUCUGGCUAAAGACGCGGGCUUUAAGGUGGUGUCCCACAUGAUGCCCGACCUCCCCAACGUGGGCAUAGAGCGAGACGUGGAGCAGUUUAUAGAAUUCUUCGAGAACCCGGCGUUCCGGCCGGACGGACUGAAGCUCUACCCGACGUUAGUGAUCCGGGGGACGGGUCUGUACGAGCUCUGGAAGACGGGACGCUACAAGAGCUACUCGCCCAGCACUCUGGUGGACCUGGUGGCCCGCAUCCUGGCGCUGGUGCCACCCUGGACCCGAGUGUACCGUGUGCAGAGGGACAUCCCCAUGCCUCUAGUCACCUCCGGUGUGGAACACGGCAACCUGCGAGAGCUGGCACUGGCACGAAUGAAGGACAUGGGAAGCGAGUGUCGAGAUGUGAGAACCAGAGAGGUGGGAAUCCAGGAGAUCCAUCAUAAAUUGCGACCUUACCAGGUGGAGCUGAUCAGACGAGACUACGUGGCUAACGGAGGCUGGGAGACCUUCCUGUCGUACGAGGAUCCCGAGCAGGACAUCCUGAUCGGCUUGCUGAGGCUCCGCCGCUGCUCACCGCAGUCUUUCAGGCCGGAGCUCAAGGGCGCGGUGUCGAUUGUGCGUGAGCUGCACGUGUACGGCAGCGUGGUUCCCGUCAGCAGCCGAGAUCCCAGCAAGUUCCAGCACCAGGGUUUCGGGAUGAUGCUGAUGGAGGAGGCAGAGAGAAUCGCCAGAGACGAACACGGCUCUUCCAAACUGGCCGUUAUCUCAGGUGUAGGCACGAGGAAUUAUUACAGGAAGAUGGGGUACGAGCUGGAGGGGCCGUACAUGGUCAAACGCCUGGACUGAAAGAACAGAGAUUUCUGUCAGCUUCACACAGGAGGAGACACAUAUUAUAUUGUGUGUGUGUGUGUGGAUGUGUGGGGGGUUUGGCUUGUAGUAUGUGUGUUGGUGUGUGUGAGUGAAUGUUUGGGUAGGUGGGUGUGAUUGUGUGUAUGUGUGUGUAUGGGUAGGUGCAUUGAGUGUGCGUUUUUGUGGGUAGGUGUGUGUGUGUGUGUGUGGAUGGUGGGUUUGGUUUAUGGUGUGUGUGUGCUUUGGUUUGUGUGAUUGUGUGUUUGAGAGAUUGUGUGGGUAGGUGUGUGUGAUUGAGUGUGCGUUUUUGUGGGUAGGUGUGUGUGUGUGUGUGGGGUAGGUGGGUGUGUGAUUGUGUGUGUGUGGGUUUGGUUUGUGUGUAUGUGUGUGAUUGUGUGUGUUUGAGAAAUUGUGUGGGUAGGUGUGUGAUUUUGUGUGUGUGUGUGUUUUUGUGGGUAGGGGUGAGUGUGUGUGUGAGAAAUUGUGUGGGUAGGUGUGUGAUUUUGUGUGUGUGUGUGUGUGUGUGUGUUUUGGUGGGUGGGGGUGUGUGUGUGUGUGUGUGAGAAAUUGUGUGGGUAGGUGUGUGAUUUUGUGGGUAGGGGUGAGUGUGUGUGUGUGUGUGUGUGUGUGUGUGUGAGAAAUUGUGUGGGUGGGUGUGUGAUUUUGUGUGUGUGUGUGUGUGUUUUUGUGGGUAGGGGUGAGUGUGUGUGUGUGUGUGAAAUUGUGUGGGUAGGUGUGUGAUUUUGUGUGUGUGUGUUUUUGUGGGUAGGGGUGAGUGUGUGUGUGAGAAAUUGUGUGGGUAGGUGUGUGAUUUUGUGUGUGUGUGUGUGUUUUUGUGGGUAGGGGUGAGUGUGUGUGUGUGAGAGAGAGAGACUGACAGGAAGUGAUCAGAGGAAGAUACAGUGUGAUGCGACAUUCAGGAUUCAGAUUUGUAUAAA